AUGGGAAAAGAACGUCUUCUGAAAAAAGAGCGGCGUAAUCCUCUUCAUGUUCAACUCGCAGAGGAUGACUUGCCCAAAAGGAAACAUUAUAAAGAAAAAUUUAUCUCCCGCAGGGAUAAGGAAGACGAAUAUGCUGAACCUGACCUUUCACGAAAAAUUCUCAAAAUCGUAAGGGAGCAACAGGAAGAAAUUGAGCUCGAAAAUCAAGUGUAUAAGUUAAAUAGUAAAAAUGAUCAAAAUGCGAUGCUUUAUUCCAUGAUAGACGAUGAAAGCGAUCAAGAUGACAAUAUUUCAGAUAAUGGCGAUAACUUUGAAUAUGAAGAACUAGAGAUCGACGAAACUGAUCAAGCAAUUCUCGACAAAUUUUUGCCAAACGCACCAAAAGAGAGGAAAACUUUGGCCGAUAUAAUAAUCGAAAAGAUUGCCUUACAAAAUUUGGAUCAAUCAAGUUCAAUAGUGAAAAGUGGCCAGCCUUCGAUAAAUCCAAAAGUGGUCGAAGUAUAUACAAAUCGAUAUAAGUCAGGAAAACUUCCCAAAGCAUUUAAAAUAAUUCCGUCAUUGCCUAACUGGGAAGAAAUAUUGUAUCUUACGCAUCCUGAGAACUGGACCCCAAAUGCUACCUUUCAAGCAACGAAAAUUUUCGUUUCAAAUCUUAAAGAUAAACAAACACAAAGAUUUUUUGAUCUCGUCUUAUUAGAGAAAGUUCGAGAUGACAUACAUGAAAACAAGAAACUUAAUUGUCAUUUAUAUAUGGCACUCAAAAAGGCUUUAUACAAACCUGCUGCUUUUUUUAAAGGAAUCCUAUUUCCACUAUGCGAGUCCGGUACGUGCACAUUGAAAGAGGCUGCUAUUAUUGGAAGUGUAAUAUUAAAAGUAAGCAUUCCAAUGCUUCACUCUUCUGCCGCAUUGUUGCGUCUUUCCGAAAUGGACUAUACGGGAUCUACUAGUCUAUUUAUUCGCAUAUUACUUGAUAAAAAAUAUGCGCUACCCUUUAAAGUAGUGGACGCCCUGGUUUUUCAUUUUAUUCGAUUUAAGCACGAUGAAAGAACUAUGCCAGUAUUAUGGCAUCAAUCACUUCUGGUAUUUACUCAAAGAUAUAAACAAGAUUUGACACCUGACCAAAAAGAUGCGCUUCUUGGAUUGGUUAAAAUUAAGUCACAUUAUCUUAUUACCCCAGAGAUUCGCCGAGAAAUUGCUAAUUCGGUUGCUCGAGAUUUAAUUGAAGAUAUUGAGAUGGAACAAACGUAA
Molecule: messenger RNA, 1248 nt
Organism: Dentiscutata erythropus
Lineage: Eukaryota; Fungi; Glomeromycota; Glomeromycetes; Diversisporales; Gigasporaceae
Source: the annotation of a GenBank genome assembly